AUGGUGUCAAAAAGAAGUAUACCUUCAAGGCACCAUUCUCUCAGCACCUAUGAGGUCCUGUUUGCAGCUCUCUUUGCCUUACUGGUGGCACUCUGUGCUGGAUUAUUUGCAGUGUCCUGGCUGGCAAUCGAGGGAUCAGAAAGAGAUGCAGUGUUUGGAAAAAGUCACAAAGCCAGAGGGACAUUGAAAAUAACAGCUGGAGCCAUGUAUAAUCCUAAUUUGCAAGACAAACUCUCAGCGGAUUUCAAAAUUCUUGCUUUUGACCUUCAGCAAAUGAUAGAUGAUGUCUUUCAAUCAAGUAAUCUGAAAAAUGAAUAUAAAAACUCAAGAAUUUUAAGAUUUGAAAAUGGCAGCAUUAUAGUUAUAUUUGACCUUUUCUUUGCCCAGUGGGUGUCAGAUGAAAAUGUAAAAGAAGAACUGAUUCAAGGCAUUGAAGCAAAUAAAUCCAGCCAACUGGUCACUUUCCAUAUUGAUUUAAACAGCAUUGAUAUCACAGGAAAUGUCUCAAUAGAAUGCCUGCCUGGUUCUAGUCCUUGUGCUGAUGCUCUAAAGUGCAUAGCAAAUGAUUUAUUUUGUGAUGGAGAAAUUAACUGUCCAGAUGGCUCUGAUGAAGACAAUGACACUUGUGCCACAGCUUGUGAUGGCAGGUUUUUGUUGACUGGAACUUCUGGGUCCUUCCAGGCUGUUCAUUACCCAAAGCCUUCUAAAUCAAGUGUUGUUUGCCAGUGGAUUAUACGUGUAAAUCAAGGACUCUCCAUUAAACUGAGCUUCGAUGACUUUAAUACAUAUUACACAGAUGUAUUAAAUAUUUAUGAAGGUGUGGGUACAAACAAGAUUUUAAGAGCUUCUCUCUGGGAAACCAAUCCUGGCACAAUUAGGGUCUUUUCCAACCAGGUUACUGCCACCUUCCUUAUAGAAUCUGAUGAAAAUGAUUACAUUGGAUUUACUGUGACAUAUACUGCAUUUAAUAGCACAGAGCUUAAUAAUUAUGAGAAAAUUAACUGUGAUUUUGAAGAUGGCUUUUGUUUCUGGGUCCAGGAUCUAAAUGAUGAUAAUGAAUGGGAAAGGAUUCAGGGAAACACAUUUCCUCCUUUUACUGGACCAAAUUUCGACCAUACUUUUGGCAAUUAUUCAGGAUUUUACAUUUCCACCCCAACUGGACCAGGAGGGAGACGAGAAAGAGUAGGGCUCUUAAGUCUCCCUUUAGACCCCACUUUGGAACCAGUCUGCCUCAGUUUCUGGUAUUACAUGUAUGGUGAAAAUGUCUAUAAAUUAAGCAUUAAUAUCAGCAGUAACCAAAACAUGGAGAAGACAGUUUUCCAAAAGGAAGGAAAUUAUGGAGAAAAUUGGAAUUAUGGACAAGUAACAUUAAAUGAAACAGUGGAAUUUAAGGUUGCUUUUAAUGCUUUUAAAAACCAGUUCCUGAGUGAUAUAGCUUUGGAUGACAUUAGCCUAACAUAUGGGAUUUGCAAUGUGAGUCUUUAUCCAGAACCAACUUUGGUCCCAACUCCUCCACCAGAACUUCCUACGGACUGUGGAGGACCUUUUGAACUGUGGGAGCCAAAUACAACAUUCACUUCCACGAACUUUCCAAACAGCUACCCUAAUAAGGCUUUUUGUAUUUGGAAUUUAAAUGCACAAAAGGGAAAGAAUAUACAACUUCAUUUUCAAGAAUUUGACUUAGAAAAUAUUGCAGACGUAGUGGAAAUCAGAGAUGGUAGAGGAGAUGAUUCUUUGCUCUUAGCUGUAUACACAGGGCCUGGUCCAGUAAAGGAUGUGUUCUCAACCACCAGUAGAAUGACUGUGCUUUUCAUCACUGACGAUCUGUUGGCAAAAGGGGGAUUUAAAGCAAACUUCACUACUGGCUACUACCUGGGGAUUCCAGAGCCCUGCAAGGAAGACCAUUUUCAGUGUAAGAAUGGAGAAUGUAUUCCACUUGUGAAUCUCUGUGACGGUCAUCUGCACUGUAAGGAUGGCUCAGAUGAAGCACAUUGUGUGCGUCUUUUCAAUGGCACCAGGAACAACAAUGGUUUGGUGCAGUUCAGAAUCCUGAGCACAUGGCAUGAAGCUUGUGCUGACAACUGGACCACACAGAUUUCAAAUGAUGUCUGUCAGUUGCUGGGAUUAGGGAGUGGAAACUCAUCGAUGCCAAUCUUCUCUACUGGAAGUGGACCAUUUGUAAAAUUAAACACAGCCCCUAAUGGCAGCUUAAUACUAACACCAAGUAAACAGUGUUUACAGGAUUCACUGGUUCUGUUACAAUGUAACCAAAAACCAUGUGGGAAAAAACUAGUGACUCCACGAGUCAGCCCAAAGAUUGUUGGAGGAAAUAAUGCCAAAGAAGGAGCCUGGCCCUGGGUCGUCGCCCUUUAUUACAACGGCCAACUGCUCUGUGGUGCAUCUCUCGUCAGCGACGACUGGCUGGUGUCGGCCGCCCACUGUGUGUAUGGGAGAAAUGUAGAGCCAUCUAAGUGGAAAGCAAUCCUAGGACUGCAGAUGACAUCGAAUCUGACUUCUCCUCACAUAGUAACUCGGUUGAUAGAUCAAAUUGUCAUAAACCCACAUUACAAUAAACGAAUAAAGGACAGUGACAUCGCCAUGAUGCAUCUGGAUUUUAAAGUGAACUACACAGAUUAUAUACAACCUAUUUGUUUACUGGAAGAAAAUCACGUUUUUCCUCCAGGAAGAAUUUGUUCCAUUGCUGGCUGGGGGAGGCUUAUACAUCAAGGUCCUACUGCAAACAUAUUACAAGAAGCUAAUGUUCCUCUUCUAUCAAACGAGAAAUGCCAGCAACAGAUGCCAGAAUAUAACAUUACAGAAAAUAUGGUAUGUGCAGGCUACGAAGAAGGAGGAAUAGAUUCUUGUCAGGGGGAUUCAGGAGGACCAUUGAUGUGCCAAGAAAACAACAGGUGGUUCCUGGCUGGUGUGACAUCAUUUGGAUACCAAUGCGCACGGCCUAAUCGUCCAGGGGUCUAUGCCCUGGCCCCGAGGUUCACAGAAUGGAUACAAAGUUUUCUGCAGUAGAGUGUUUCCUAAACCAACAUGAAAGCCAUGUGGUUUUCCCAUUCCACUCUAAAGAGCAUGGGAAUUGAGAGUUUGACAAAAAAAGAUUUCUAAAAGGCUUUAUUCUUACCUAAGCCAUCUAAAUGCUGAGGAUUAAGGGUGAAGACAAAAAAAUAAUCUGUACCGUACAAAGUAACUUUUUCAUUGUGAACAGUUAAUCUUUCACAGAGAUUACAAUCUUUCCUUUGUGAUCAUUAUCUUUAUCAUACUCUUCUUAUUUAAAGGAAUGCUAUGUUAAAGCAUAUACUGCAUUCUUAAAGUUUUGGCAAAAUUAAGAAAAGAAGUAAAAUAAACUAUUUUGCACAGUAUGUUAUUUUUUGAAGUAAACUGCUGUAAAUUAUCUAGUUCCACCUUGCUAUUUUCAGAAUCUCAGUAGUCUUCCUGAUUUUCUAUCUAAAUGCAUUUCCAAUUUCCAAUUCAUCUUGAGCAUAUCCUUAAUAUUUUCCCCACUCAUAACAAAUAUGUACUUUAGGCUCAUGUCACAAACCUGGACUAAAUUGAUUACACAUUCCUCUCAAGAUAAUUAAACAGCAAACAAGUGCAAGUCUACAGAUCACCCCUGUAUCGAAAUAGAAAGGAAAUUAAAUGAUAUUUCCAUUCUUUUAUUGGAUCAUUUUUUACCUGCAUUAAUCGCACCGUCCAUUUAUUUUAAGCUAAUAUUUUUUUAAGUUUCCAAAAAGUAAUCAGACAUAUCCAAAAAAUGCAACUAUUACAAAUGUUUUUUUUUCUGAUCUAUGUGUCUUACAGUGGAUGUUUUUAACAUGUGCAAAACUUACUUAGACACAGCUGAAUCACCCAUUAGAAGGCCAAAAAUGUGGAAUAAAUGAAUUUGCUUCACUGCUUUAA
This is a messenger RNA of Herpailurus yagouaroundi (jaguarundi), 3909 nucleotides long. RefSeq names its product transmembrane serine protease 15 (gene TMPRSS15). Gene Ontology annotation, biological process: proteolysis. Gene Ontology annotation, cellular component: membrane. Lineage: Eukaryota; Metazoa; Chordata; Mammalia; Carnivora; Felidae. Gene Ontology annotation, molecular function: serine-type endopeptidase activity; protein binding. The coding region runs from base 1 to 3024 and encodes 1007 amino acids. The record is from RefSeq and is a predicted model, not a curated record. The transcript is spliced from 24 exons.